Molecule: messenger RNA, 1425 nt
Organism: Hemiscyllium ocellatum (epaulette shark)
Lineage: Eukaryota; Metazoa; Chordata; Chondrichthyes; Orectolobiformes; Hemiscylliidae
Product: protein JTB-like
Exons: 6
Coding region: 383-814 (143 amino acids)
Biological process (GO): mitotic cytokinesis
Cellular component (GO): midbody; spindle; centrosome
Source: RefSeq, a predicted model, not a curated record
GUUGUGAUGGGAGUGGGUGAAUGUACCUGAACCUGGGUCCCGGGGCUAGGCCCACUGCAUCUCCUGGGGAGUUGGGGAAAGCCCGGGCCUGUUGAUGGCCUUCCUUCCCGGUCUGCGCUGCUGUCCAGGUCACUGCAGGAGAACUAUUACAGCGGCGUGAAACAGUGUUGCGCAGUGUUAAGUCUCCAACGAAAGUAUUGGAGUUGGGAAACCGGGUUGUUUGUGUUGGGGGUCACAUGGCCCUCCAGGAAAAUGUCUUGACUCGUGUUGACUGGUCCUGAGCCCAAAGCAAAGACUGUUUCCACUGAACUGAAUCCUGUCUUAUUUGAUUCUCUUGCUCAGAUCAAAUUAGUCGCCCAAUUUGAAAAGGGGACAAAAGAAAAUGUUGCAGUUGGCAGAGUUGGUGUACCUUCUAGUUUAUUUGUGUACAGUAUGGAAUAUGUUCAUAUCUUUCAGAGCUUGUGAUGCUGUGCCAUUGCAAUCAGAAAGGAAUGCAACAAGUAUUUCGCAAUCAAGGCCUUGCUGGGAAAAAGAAGAAUUCAGCAUUAUAAAAGAAUGCACUGCAUGUCGUGAUUAUGAAAAGACUGUGCAUGUAGAAUGUACAUCUACUGGAUUUGUUGAAGAAGUAAAGUGUGUAACAGACCAAAGGUUUAGGAGCUGUCGUUCAGUUGAAAUGGAAGAAUUGAAGUUCUGGAAAUUUGAAGGAAUUAUGGUUUUGCUGGGGGUGAUCUUUGCCAUCAUUGUUUUGUUUAGACAACGAACCCUAGAUAGACGUGCAGAACAAAAAGUGCAACGACAACUUGGGGUGAUUUAAUUAAUUCAUAACUUUAUUGAUGUUUGAAAUUUUUUUGGGAAGAGAGAGAAUACCUUGCUUUCUGAAUUAACCUUUCCUGUUGUGUUGAUCCUCAGUGCUGUGUUUAUUCCAUAAGAUUUGACCCAUGUACGUUGCAGAAAAGCAAUGAUUCACAUUUUUGUUUUAUUUCAAAUGUUGCUUUCCAGAUGGUAUAAAUAUUGAGAUGUAAUUAGAUAACACAACCACUACUAGUGAGACGAUGUACAAUAUUUAUAUGGUGAAAUUAAUGUAAUAAAUUUUAUUUGUGUAGAAAAUUAAUAAAAUGGUUUGAAAUGAUCUGUAUUGUUUUGUCACAUUUUUACAAGAUUUACUUGAAGUAACAUUUUUGUAUAAAACUAAUGAAAUUGCUCAUAGGCACUGGUACAGUUCUUGUACUAGUGACUUUUUUUGUACUUUGUGCUGAAUAACUUUGUAUUCCUUCCACACUGUGCUCAACCCAACCGUGCUCCCCCCACCUCCCCACCCCAAAAAAAAGCAAGCAUGUAAGUUUCAUGUUAUACAAUGCAAUGUUGAAUACUUGUAUGUUGCCUCUUAGGCAUUGUUUGUGUGGAAUAAAGUUAUUCAAACUUUCA